This is a messenger RNA of Aspergillus tanneri, 1221 nucleotides long. RefSeq lists its product as uncharacterized. The coding region runs from base 1 to 1221 and encodes 406 amino acids. The record is from RefSeq and is a predicted model, not a curated record. The transcript is spliced from 2 exons. NCBI's taxonomy places the organism in Eukaryota, Fungi, Ascomycota, Eurotiomycetes, Eurotiales, Aspergillaceae.
AUGGUACAUAUGCCCCUUCACUUCUAUAUGUUCACAGUCCAGGUCAAAGGCCCACACGAAAGCAAAUGCGACGACCACCGGGACCAACUUCUUGCGCAACUGGGAAAAGCCCCUCGGGACAUUCAGUUUCUUCAAAUAACGGAAGAUACACCCUCGAAUAUUGAAUGGGCACUGCUUAGCAAUCACUUCAGCAGCAUCAAGGAUCUAGAGAUGCACACGGGUUUCAACGAGGAGUUGAACGAUGCGGAACUACCAGCACACUGGCCGUUGGAACGGCUUCUUGUUAGCGACGCCUGUGGAGAAGUGUUCCGCAGCCCAUUUGUGCUCGAAGGAAGGGUCAAGUAUGUUGUUCUACUAGGGACGUCUGGACUGCGGUUCGAAGGACCGACCAGUGAUGAGCUGCGUCGUGCGAACAAGGAAGCGAUUGCUCGAGGAGAAAAAGUGGCUAAAUACAUCACUGUCCGCAAAGAAACGCCGGAAGCGAAGAAAAUUGAGCUGGUAUGGCUUCCGGAACUCGUCUUAGAAGCAAUGAAUGACAGAUAUGCGGGGAUGCGCUCAACGCCACUACCUAUCAUACAAGAAAACAAAAACUUACCACUGCUCCCAAAAGAAGUUCCAACAAAGAUGACUAAACUGGAGAUCCUUGAAAACGAUUCUAUUGAUACCUUCAACCGGAUGACCAUUGCUCUUCCUCAUGUUAUAGAGAAGCUCUCUACACUCAACAUUCGCUCCACCCAUGGAUUAGAUUUCCACUUCACGACUGAAGAGCUGUUUGCCUGUAUUCUUCCGCAGCUUCCGGAGUUGAGAACCUUAGUACUCUCUGUUGGCGAAGUCUUCAAGGAUGAAACCUUUCUUCCAACACUCUACACACUUUUUCCCCCGAAUCUCUCAACACUACGCUUUCGAGGUCCCACGUCGCUUGUCAGAUCCAGCGAGUGGGCCAACUGGAUAAAGUCCUUUGCGUCUUCGGACUUUUUGCCGAACUUGGAACGACUGAGCUUUGUACUAGAUCUGCAUUAUGAGGCCCCAAAGGAAGACUCAUCCUCUAAGAGGAAGCCUGUCACGACACCAGAGGAUAUACUUCGAGAUGCGCAGAAUGCGUGCAAACAGCUGUAUCGGGCUGUUGAGCAGCGUGGAGUUGUUGUUGCACCAUUUCAGGAUAAGUGGUCCGAUCGUUGGUCACUUCUCAAACAGGUUGAUAAGCGAUGGAUGCAACUUUGA